AGAACAACUACCAACCAGUCAACCAAUCAUUCUCAAGUGAUUUUAGCAGCUCAUCUUCAAAUCAAGUCAAACCAUCAGACCAUUUCACAACUUGAUCAACCUUGACCACUAAAAACCAACGCAGAACCCGUCUGGACGGCAUCAGAAUUCAUCGAACCUCAUUCAACUUUAUCUUCUCAUAGAAAAACAAUCAUUCAAACCGAUCUUUUUCACCAAAAACCAACCCCAUCAAACUCACUUCAUUCAACUCAUUUCACCAAUCACAAAAAUGGCACCACCUGUCACUGAUAAGGACCCUCUUUCUGGUCGAGUUGGUCAUCUCUCGACUACCCAGGCCGACAUGCUUAAAAAAUUCAAAGAAGAAUUAGCAACUGAAGGUUACUUCAAAGAAGGUUCUGGGGCCGUAAAGGACGAUAUGUACGGGGGAGGUCUCCCUGGAGCUUCUCAUGAUGACGCCACUUUACUUCGUUUUCUCCGAGCAAGGAAAUUUGAUCUCGAGAAGAGUAAAUUGAUGUUUACAGAUAGCGAAAAAUGGCGUAAAGAAUUCAAAGUCGAUGAGCUCUAUGCGACUUUUGAAUACCCCGAAAAGAAAGAGGUUGAUGCAAUCUACCCUCAGUUUUACCACAAGACUGAUAAGGAUGGUCGACCUAUCUAUAUCGAGCAACUUGGAAAACUCGAUUUGACUAAGCUAUACAAAGUCACUACCCCCGAGCGACAACUACAACGUCUGGUGGUCGAAUACGAAAAAUUUCUUCGUGAUCGGUUACCAGUUUGUUCUGUACAACAAGGCAAGUUAGUUGAAACUUCUUGUACUAUCAUGGAUUUGAGUGGAGUCGGUCUUAGUCAAUUCUGGAAGGUCAAGAAUUAUGUUCAACAAGCAUCUCAUCUAAGUCAAAAUUACUACCCAGAGACAAUGGGCAAGUUUUAUAUCAUCAACGCGCCUUACCUUUUCUCUACCGUUUGGUCCCUCGUCAAACCUUGGUUAGACGAAGUCACCGUCAAGAAGAUUAGUAUCCUUGAUUCGAGUUAUCAUAAGACUCUCUUGGAACAAAUCCCGGCUGAAUCCUUACCGAAAUCAUUGAAAGGAACUUGUGAUUGUCCAGGUGGAUGUAGCAUGAGUGAUGCAGGACCUUGGAAGGAUGAAGAGGCUGUUACUAAAGCUAAGAAGUUGAAAGCUGGCGAACCCGCAAAGGUAGAAGCUGUUCCUGAGGUGGCUGCUACGGAGGAGGAAAAGAAACCGGAGGAGGCUGCUGCGACUGAGGCUGCGCCCGCUGAGACUACGACUGCCUAAGGAUGGAUUCGAUCGACUUUUGUUCUCAAUCUCAGUCACAUGCUCGCGAUCAUUUGCCACAUGGCCGAGCAGCUCCACCUCAGCUUUGAAAAGGGUUGCUUUUCUUAAUGCCUACUUUUCCGAUUCCCUUUCAUGAUCUCCUUUUCUGCCUUCUUGACAUUAGUGGUGUUAUCUAGCGCAUUUAUUUACGUCUAAAAACAGUCUCACCGAUUUUUUUUCUUACUACUUUUUUUUCUUCUCUCAUCUUCAUAUAUGUGUAUGUUACAUGAUGAAUGUUUUUGUUUCCUUUCUUUCAUUCAAUCCUUGAUUUUAUUUAUCUUUACAAUGAUGCAUAAUCUGUGAGGCAUAAUGAGAGAAAAUUCAUUUUUUUUGCUAUAUC
Messenger RNA from Melampsora larici-populina 98AG31, 1670 nucleotides. RefSeq lists its product as uncharacterized. The transcript is spliced from 9 exons. The coding region runs from base 269 to 1291 and encodes 340 amino acids. NCBI's taxonomy places the organism in Eukaryota, Fungi, Basidiomycota, Pucciniomycetes, Pucciniales, Melampsoraceae. The record is from RefSeq and is a predicted model, not a curated record.